AUGAAGGUCGCCGCCCACUCCGAGUCUCGGUUUGGGAACGCGUCGCACCGUCGACGAGACCAGGCACUCUCGAUUCUCGGUUCUCCACCGUCUGCCCUGCAUAUCCUGUUUCUGCUUCUUCUCCACUCUUUCCCUUUUCCCGUUUCCCGUUUUCUGAUUGCCAUCGGCUUGCACAGUAGCUCGAGCGUAACAGUGUGCGCGAUUUCACCGCACACCCUCCCAGAUCGACUACUGUCCUGCUACGAUAUGGGCUUUUCCAGACUGGUAGAGAAAGGCAGGAGACAUCUAGGUGAUCCUCCUCCAGAUGAGGCCUAUCUAUCUUUCAUGAGAGCAGACGUCGAUAGUAUCAAGGACGACUGGCUUACAGACAAUGUGCGCAUUAGAACAGUCUUAAAUGCUACAAGGGCAAUCGUGGCUGACCACACUCAUAGGCAAUCGCAUUCUGGCAAGAGUCAGUUUGACGAUUUCUUGCAGAAAGAUUGUAGACUGAAAACUCUUGUCAGAUUCCUCGAGCGCGAAGAGCUCACCGCUUUUCCCAAAGCCUCUAUCGUCCUCCUCCGCCCUUCCAUGUCCUACAUGCUUAUGCAGACUGCCAACCCUCUCACGCUCAAAGAGGUCCUUCCAAGUUUCGCUACCACCACACACGUCUUCCUACCCAUAAAUGACAACAUGGACGUCACACAGGCAGAAGGAGGAUCGCAUUGGUCGCUACUCCUCGUAUCCAUCAUCGACGGUGUAUCGUUUCACUAUGACUCCAUGUCGCAAUCAAAUGCACGGGAAGCCCGGAACACAACGAUGAAAAUGGAGCAGCUGCUUGGAAAGAGAUUGAGGUUUAUACCUAUGGACGACAGUCCGCAGCAAGAGAAUGGGAGCGACUGUGGCGUUUUCGUGUGUGUGCUUAUGAGACAUCUGUUGCUGAAGAGACUUUUGCGGGCAGACGCUAGCAAGAAGGUCAGCAUGAGUAUGAGGGAUGCCUAUAUCAAUGCAAAAGACGGGCGAAAGACUAUGCUCAAGAUUAUCGAGGAAAGGAAGAAAGAAGGCGAGAGGCGGCGAUCUCGCAGUCAUUCACCCUGGCGUCCAAAGUCUGCCCAAUCCAAGAGCCCACCGCGCAUCGGUGCCGAGCAGCCAGAAAAUGCCCAGGGUGUUCGCCAAAGUAUGGACAGCCGCACCAGCAACCUGCGAUAA
Plenodomus lingam JN3 is the source of this 1185-nucleotide messenger RNA. NCBI's taxonomy places the organism in Eukaryota, Fungi, Ascomycota, Dothideomycetes, Pleosporales, Leptosphaeriaceae. The record is from RefSeq and is a predicted model, not a curated record.